Molecule: messenger RNA, 186 nt
Organism: Trichoderma gamsii
Lineage: Eukaryota; Fungi; Ascomycota; Sordariomycetes; Hypocreales; Hypocreaceae
Exons: 2
Coding region: 1-186 (61 amino acids)
Source: RefSeq, a predicted model, not a curated record
AUGUUGAGGCUUACCGCUUACAGCUAUUAUUUCUCGUCAUUGGGUGACUAUCCACGAGCUACAAAAGCCAUUCGGCCGACACCUGACUUCGGACAUUGUCUCCAAACGGCAGCUCGAAAAGAAGCUCCAGUACCCGCAGUGGACUCUUUACUAGGCACUAUUUAUAAAGAAGAUAUAUCAACAUGA